AUGGUCGAGUUGACACAACUGGGAGACUCCAUCGAACAGGCCCAACGACGGUUAGUAUCGCUUGAGCGGAAGCUGUCUCGACAUGAAGACACCUACGAGGCGUACCGAAUAUUCCUGCGCGAAUAUCUGGAGCUAAAACACAUGAUGCCUGUAGCGACCGAUGGACUACACAAGACAGUAGUGGUUACAGCGGAUAUUGUGAAGAUGUAUCGCAAAAUCUGGGUAGCUGAACCCAGCAAUGCAUACUAUGGCGUGAAGAUGCAAGAUGGUACGGAGCCGAUGAAUUUGAUCCCCGUCACCUACGUGCUUUUGGAUCGUUUGCAGUCGGAUGUCUUGGAGCAGGCAGAAAAACCUUCAUCGGUGCGUGCAUCAUUGGCGAAUGUUGUCAAUAAUCAACCAUCAGUAGCUGCGUUGCUUGAGCAACUGAAGAGCCGAGAUGAACAGGUGGUGGCAAUGCAGGCGAAUGUGGAUCGUUUAACUGUUCAGUUGGCAGAGCUGUUACGAGAAUUGUCUGACACGCGUAAGGAGCUAGCGUUGUUCCGGCAAGGUUCAGGGGCGGUGCAGUUGAAGCAAUCGACACAGCAACAAGCACCUACAGCUGCUUCUACCGAUGUCGUUUCUUCUCUCAAAGGCAAGCGUAGCCGUGGAGGUUGGCGGAUGCAACAGAAGAAGGCGCGUAAGCAACAACAGCAACAGGUGCAGUCGCAGCAACAACAACAGCAGCAGCAGCAUCAGCAGCAGCAUAUGAAGCAGCAGCAGCAUAUGAAGCAGCAGCAGCAACAGCUGCAGCAGCAGCAACAACAGCAGCUUCAGAAGCAGCAGCAACCUCAGAUGCAGCAUCAGCCGCAGAAGCAACAGCAGCAGCAGCAGCAUGUUCGGCAUUUUUACCAGCAGCAACAGAAUCAACAACAACGGCAGCAGCAACAGAAGCCGCAGCAGCAACAGAAGCCGCAGCAGCAACAACACCAUCAACAACAGCAGCGUGAGCAGCAAGAGCAGCAGCAGCAAAAUCAACAUUCGUUCGAAGGAUCACCUAGCAUUGCAGAGAACAACAUCGAUGCAUCGCGGCGGCGAUCUUUAUCGUCGGACGAAGAAGCAGCAGUCACUGCUGCAACAACAUCCGAACGGUAG
Messenger RNA from Anopheles moucheti, 1131 nucleotides. RefSeq lists its product as uncharacterized. NCBI's taxonomy places the organism in Eukaryota, Metazoa, Arthropoda, Insecta, Diptera, Culicidae. The transcript has 5 exons. The coding region runs from base 1 to 1131 and encodes 376 amino acids. The record is from RefSeq and is a predicted model, not a curated record.